This is a messenger RNA of Haliaeetus leucocephalus (bald eagle), 852 nucleotides long. It is a transcript of the gene STOML3, whose product is annotated as stomatin (EPB72)-like 3. The record is from RefSeq and is a predicted model, not a curated record. Gene Ontology annotation, cellular component: plasma membrane. Lineage: Eukaryota; Metazoa; Chordata; Aves; Accipitriformes; Accipitridae.
AUGGAUCCCAAGAGAGAGGUGCCCAAGAAAAACAACAUGGAGCAUCUAAUUGCUGACAGGCAGGAAGGAAUUGGUGUCUGUGGCUGGAUCCUGGUUUCCCUUUCAUUCCUCCUGGUCCUUAUUACCUUUCUGAUUUCCAUCUGGGCAUGUAUCAAGCUAGUUAUCAGAGAAUAUGAACGUGUUGUUUUAUUUCGUCUGGGACAUAUACUGUCUAAGAAAGCAAAGGGACUAGGUAUGAUCCUCAUACUUCCAUGUACAGAUACAUUGAUCAAGGUUGAUCUUAGAACAGUUACCUGUAACAUUCCUCCACAAGAGAUUCUCACAAAAGAUGCCAUUACUACCCAAGUCAAUGGGGCGGUGUACUACAGGAUCCACAGUGCUGUCAGUGCCAUUGCUAGCAUCACUGAUGUCCACUCAGCUACCUUCCUCUUGGCACAGACAACCCUAAGAAACGUUCUGGGUACACAGAGUUUGGCUCUGCUCCUGGAGGAGAUUGCACACAGUAUCCAGGCUAUCCUCGACAGCACCAUGGAGCAGCGGGGAGUCAAAAUGGCCCAAGCAGAGAUCAAAGAUGUCAGGAUUCCCAUGGCCGUGCAGAGGCCAAUGGCAGCUAAAGCAGAGGCUGCUCGAGAGGCAAGAGCUAAGGUGAGAUCCACAGCAAUCAGAGGGAAAAUGAAUGCUUCUAAAGCCCUCAAGCAGGCCUCCAUGGUGCUGGCUGAGUCUCCAGCAGGUCUUCAGCUGCACUACCUGCAAACUUUAACAACCUUGGCAGCAGAGAAUAAUUCCACCAUUGUCUUUCCUCUCCCUAUAAAUGUGCUUGAGAGUUUGGGGCAGAAAAAUAGAGGGGGAUAG